Messenger RNA from Glycine soja, 1470 nucleotides. RefSeq lists its product as uncharacterized. NCBI's taxonomy places the organism in Eukaryota, Viridiplantae, Streptophyta, Magnoliopsida, Fabales, Fabaceae. The coding region runs from base 1 to 1470 and encodes 489 amino acids. The record is from RefSeq and is a predicted model, not a curated record. The transcript has 2 exons.
AUGCUUGCUAACGGGAAUGUAAAGAUCACGUUGCCUCAUCGUCACAAUAGUAAAGAUCAGCAAAUGAAGCCAAUAACCAUCUUGCGUUCAGGAAAUGGACUUCGCUCUGAGCUUGAAUCUUCGACGCCAUGUCUCAAAUAUUGUUCAAAGGAAGAGGCAACAAAAUGGAACCCUGCCCUUAAUAAUGAAGCAUUCAACAAGUUUACUAUGCUUUAUUCCAUGAAGCAUCUUGAAAAAAAACAAAUUGUAGGUGACUGUUACUUUGGUGUCACUAAUUUGCUAGAACUCUUACGAGCUCAGAGGUCCAUCAAUGAACUCAAGGCCACACAGAAAUCCUCUAGGAAAAGAGGGGAACAAUUUUUGCAGAAUCUUGAAGACAAAAAGGUCCUCCGGAAGUGUAGAGAAUGCCACAAGAUUGAAACAACGUUUGAUAACAUAAAGGACAAGUUGGCAAGGGAAAAAAGAAGUAGAGAAAGGAUGGAGUUAUUCAAUACCAAAUUGGUACACGAAUUGGCUAAAACCAAGACUUCUGCAAAGCAGUACAUGACUAACUACAAGAAAGAAAAGAGAGAAAGAAAAGUGAUAGAGGAAGUGUGUAAUGAAUUAGCCAUGAAAGUAAGGGAAGACACGGCUAAGCUUGAGAUGUUGCUAAGAGAUUCCGUGAAAAUUUGCAAGGUGGUGGAAGAAGAGAGGGAGAUGAUGGAAAUGACUGAGCUAUGGCGCGAAGAACGCAUGCAAAUGAAGCUAGCCGAUGCACAGUUUGUACUUGAAGAUAAAUACAAUCAGAUGGUCCAGUUGAUUGCUUUUCUCCAAGUGUUCUUGAGAUCAAGGGGUGCCGAACUAGACACCACUGAACUAGAGGACGUAGAGUUGAUCAAACAGGCAGUUGAAUCAGUAAAUAUUAAACGCAUUGUGGAGCUUUCAUAUGAUUUCUCAAAGUCAUCUGAUGAUGCAGUUUCCACUUCUGAAGAGCUAAGAAAAGAAAACACAGAAGAGGAGUUGAAUAAAAGCCCUAUAUUGCAUCACAACAGUCCCUCCAGUGAUUAUUAUAUUGAAUUAGAACUAAAUAAUAAUGGUUAUCUUGAGGAUCAGAAGUUUAAUUCAAUGCCACAAAGAGGAGACACAGACACCUAUUCUGUUAAUGUUAACCAAGACAAGGAUAUGUUAUUAGGUAGUGAAGCAGAAUGUAGUGAAAAGGCAUGUUUGGAACCUUUGAAGAGUAGUAAAGUUUGUCUUACCUCUAAACAGCUAAUAAGGUCAUGCCCCAAUGGUGGAAGAACGAUUUCUUCUACAAAAUCUUCACAGGAUAGAAGGCUAGGUGAUGAUGGUUGGCACAAACAAAAGGAGUGUAACCAAAGACUUCCAACAAGCUCAGUUCAAUGUCAAAGUUCUGUUGAAGGUAGCUUCAAACACACGGAAGAGCAAGACAAGACCCACCUAAAGAUAAAACAACUAAAACUCAAGCUUUAA